GCGGAAGUUGUUGCUCAUGUUUUGGAAGUGUCCCCGGAAGAGGAGUGAGUGUACUUGUGUGACAUGGUGGUGGCGGAGCAGCUUUGUGCCACCCGAGCUCGAAGGCUCAGCGCCGAGGUGCGACUUGACGGAAGAUGGUAAAGAAACGCGAGCUUCUGCUUUCCCACACAGACACAGAGCGCGCCCAAGAUGACAUGAUGGUUCCCGUGCUGAGUUCCCAAAAAGCCAGCGAGCUGCCCAUCCAUGAAGUGGCGAGCGCCCUGCAGGCCGACCUUCAGUACGGGCUGGCCGAGGACGAGGUUUCCCGAAGGCGGGUCUACCACGGCUGGAACGAGUUUGACGUCGGAGAGGAGCUGCCGUUGUGGAGGAAGUACAUGUUGCAGUUCAAAGAUCCGCUCAUCCUGCUGCUGCUGGCGUCCGCCAUCAUCAGCGUCGUCAUGCGGCAGUUUGACGACGCCAUCAGCAUCACCGUGGCCAUCAUCAUUGUAGUCACUGUGGCCUUCGUCCAGGAGUAUCGCUCGGAGAAGUCUCUGGAAGAGCUGGGAAAGCUGGUCCCGCCGCAAUGUCAUUGCAUCCGUGAAGGUCGGCUGCAGCACUUGCUGGCCCGGGAGCUGGUCCCAGGCGACACGGUGUGCCUGGGGGUAGGUGAACAGGUGCCAGCGGACCUGCGCCUCUUUGAGGCCAGCGACCUCUCGCUGGACGAGUCCAGUCUGACGGGGGAGACGGCGCCCUGCUCCAAGUCCACAGCACACCAGCCGGCCGCCACCAACGGCGACAUUGCUUCCCGCGCCAACAUCGCCUUCAUGGGCACACUGGUGCGCUGCGGCAAAGCCAAGGGCAUUGUCAUCGGAACAGGAGAGAACUCUGAGUUCGGCGAGGUCUUCAAGAUGAUGCGGGCGGAGGAGGCUCCCAAGACGCCGCUGCAGAAGAGCAUGGACCUGCUGGGCAAGCAGCUGUCGUUCUACUCAUUCGGCAUCAUCGGGGUGAUCAUGCUGGUGGGCUGGUUGCAGGGCAAGAGGAUCAUGGACAUGUUCACCAUCGGUGUCAGUCUGGCAGUGGCGGCCAUUCCCGAGGGCCUCCCCAUCGUGGUGACAGUGACGCUGGCGCUGGGCGUCAUGCGCAUGGUCAAGAAGAGAGCCAUCGUCAAGAAGCUUCCCAUCGUGGAGACGCUGAGCUGCUGCAACGUCAUCUGUUCAGACAAGACGGGAACGCUGACUAAGAACGAGAUGACCGUCGCGCAGAUGUUCACGUCGGACGGCAUUCAUGCUGAGGUCACGGGCGUGGGCUACAAUGCCAGCGGACAGGUCUUAGCCCACGGAGAAAUUGUCCACGGCUUCUCCCACCCGUCGCUCGGCAAGAUCGCGGAGGUGGGCUGCGUGUGCAACGACUCCGUCAUCAGGAACGGGACUCUGCUGGGCCGACCCACUGAGGGAGCACUGGUGGCCCUUGCCAUGAAGAUGGGCCUGGAAGGCCUUCAGCAGGAGUAUGUGCGUGUUGAGGAGCUUCCCUUCACCUCCGACAAGAAAUGGAUGGCGGUGCGCUGCGUUCACAGCACGCGGCAGGACGAGCCAGGCGUUUUGUUUGUGAAGGGCGCCUACGAGCAGGUGAUUGGCUUCUGCAGCUCCUACAACAGUCGAGGCAGCGCCUUUCCUCUCAGCCAGCAGCAGGUGGAGCUCUACCAGCAGCACAUCAGCUACAUGGGCACCACCGGCCUCCGAGUACUGGCCUUCGCUUCCGGCUGCGAGAUGGGAACGCUGACUUUUCUGGGCCUUGUGGGCAUCAUUGACCCGCCCCGGGCGGGGGUGAAGGAGGCGGUGGGCACGCUCAUCAGCUCGGGCGUCGCCAUCAAGAUGAUCACCGGAGACUCCCAGGAGACGGCCACCUCCAUAGCGAGCCGUCUGGGCCUGUGGUCCAAAGGAGGCCAGUGCUUGUCCGGCGAGGAAGUGGACCGUCUGGACCUGCAGCAGCUCUCGCAAAUCGUCAGUCGAGUCUCUGUCUUCUACCGAGCCAGCCCCAGGCACAAGCUGAAGAUCGUAAAGUCUCUGCAAAACAUCGGCGCUGUGGUGGCCAUGACGGGUGACGGCGUCAACGACGCGGUGGCACUGAAGGCGGCCGACAUCGGCAUAGCCAUGGGCCGCACCGGAACUGACGUCUGCAAGGAGGCCGCCGACAUGAUCCUGGUGGACGACGACUUCAACACCAUCAUGUCAGCCAUCGAGGAGGGAAAGAGCAUCUACAACAACAUCAAGAACUUUGUGCGCUUCCAACUCAGCACGAGCAUCGCGGCGCUGACCCUCAUCUCCUUGGCCACGCUGCUGAAUUUCCCCAACCCGCUCAACGCCAUGCAGAUCCUGUGGAUCAACAUCAUCAUGGACGGGCCGCCCGCGCAAAGUCUGGGCAUGGAGCCAGUAGACCGUGCGGUGAUCCUAAAGCCGCCUCGCAACGUCUCCGACAGCAUCAUCACGCGUGGCCUCAUCGUCAAAGUUCUGGUGUCGGCCUUUAUCAUCGUGUGCGGGACGCUCUUUGUCUUCUGGAGAGAGCUCCAGGACAACGAGAUCACCCCCCGAGACACCACCAUGACCUUUACCUGCUUUGUCUUCUUUGACAUGUUCAAUGCACUCAGCUCGCGCUCACAGACACGCUUGGUCCACGAGAUGGGCCUGUGCAGCAACCGCACGUUCUGCCUGGCGGUGCUGGCAUCCAUCAUGGGCCAACUGCUGGUCAUCUACUUCCCGCCGCUGCAGCGCGUCUUCCAGACAGAGAGCCUCGGCGUCUUCGACCUGCUGUUCCUGGUGGCACUGACGUCAUCAGUGUGCAUCGUGUCGGAGGCCAUCAAGCGAGCCGAGCGGUGGCGAAGCGCGGCCAGGAGGGCGCCCGGCGACCGCUUCCAUCAGGUGUGACGCCAGCCAACGCCCCACCUGCCAGAAUCAGAUGGGAAGGACUAAGCCCUGCCCCAUCGGUCACAUUCCUGCUCUUUCCUUCCUCCUGCUGGCGGGCGCUCUUGUUCACUUUCCUCGUGCGGGAAGUGUGUUUAGGUUGACUCUGUGAGCUGUCGCCAUAGGCCCAUCUGUUGUGAGGACGUCACUCACUAAGCACGCCCCCGACGGCGGCAACACCACCAGGCUCGUAGGCUGACCUUCCGCUUGAAGUUAUUUGAAUAAUCCUUUUAGGCCCCCAGUCUUCCAAUCCUCCCGUGAAGAUUUGGGAGCAGGUAGUGAGUGCGUGAUUAGGGUGGGGCCCUCUUCAGAAGAAAUCCGGCCAUCGCCACAAUUAGCCGCUGCUUUUGUUGGACUAUCGGUGGCUAUUCCACAAAAUGUCUCAGCCCUCCUUUUUGAAAAGCCUCUUCAGGUGGGUAUGAGAACCAAAGACCGCUGCUACAAUGGUGCGCUCCUUCCCUGCUUCCCGACACUAUUAACCGCAGGCGGGCCUGAAAGCGUCAGUCCGUUGUUCCCCCAUUGCUGCAAAGUGCUUCCAGGUGGCCGACCUUCUCGCCAACCCAACUCUUGUUCUUAGACAUCCAUGAUGGUCCACUUGCAUGACGCUGCCGUUGACGGCAGCGCAUGCUAAAAAGUACCCAGUUGGCAAAAUUUGGAUCCUUUGUCAACACAGGACGUUUGAGGGCCAAGCUCCUUGACCAGAGGAAGCCAAUAUUGUCUUGGAAGUACUGCACAUGGCAGAGCAGCUUUGUUUUUAAAAGACUCCUUUACUUUGUUUUUCUCAACUGAAUUUUCCCAUUCGUGACAAAGAUGAAAGAGAAAAUAACACUGAAGAAUUUUUGUUCCCUCUAUGCUCAUAUUUUUAUUUUUAAACCCCAUGAAGUGAAAUGGCGGCUAUUUGGUGGAGGCUUCUGUUUUAAAAACUGCUGUUUUUUGUUGAAAAUGUCCACGGGAAAUAAAAUGCAAAUAUUUUUGUGUUGCUUGUUGAAGUGA
Messenger RNA from Syngnathus acus (greater pipefish), 3929 nucleotides. It is a transcript of the gene atp2c1, whose product is annotated as ATPase secretory pathway Ca2+ transporting 1. Gene Ontology annotation, biological process: manganese ion transport; intracellular calcium ion homeostasis; calcium ion transmembrane transport. The record is from RefSeq and is a predicted model, not a curated record. Gene Ontology annotation, molecular function: P-type calcium transporter activity; ATP binding; ATP hydrolysis activity. Lineage: Eukaryota; Metazoa; Chordata; Actinopteri; Syngnathiformes; Syngnathidae. The transcript has 27 exons. Bases 135 to 2900 code for a protein of 921 amino acids. Gene Ontology annotation, cellular component: endoplasmic reticulum; Golgi membrane; plasma membrane.